Messenger RNA from Raphanus sativus (radish), 794 nucleotides. RefSeq lists its product as uncharacterized. Bases 111 to 698 code for a protein of 195 amino acids. Lineage: Eukaryota; Viridiplantae; Streptophyta; Magnoliopsida; Brassicales; Brassicaceae. The record is from RefSeq and is a predicted model, not a curated record. The transcript has 3 exons.
CUAGAAGUGGAAUAACAGAAAGAGAAAAAAAGAGAAAUCAAGGGAGAAAGGAAGAGUGGGGGGAUUUCAAGUGUUUAUUUUUUUGGAGGCGUUGUAGAUGUGACGAACAAAUGGCGAGGAGGAGGGUAAGCAAGGAAGAAGUUGUACAGAAGCUCAAGGACGACGGCGAUUUCGACCGUCUCCGCGUCAAUAUCAUACGUCGCCUCAAAGAUAACGAGGAAUUACGAAACAAGAUGAUAUCACUUGUCAAGGAGUCUACAGCUUUGAAUCGACCGUAUGCUCAAACAAUGAAACUCAGGCAGCUCUCUGAUGCUAUAUUCCAACAAGUCGGGAGCAAGAUGUUGAGCCAGCUCUCGGAUGGGUUGUGGGGGAUAAUAAGAUCAGAAGACGGGAUGAGGAGCGAGAUCAGAGAAACCGUGCAAUCCGUCUACGCUACAUUAUCAAACCCAGGAGGCCUUCUUCAAGAGGGACCAUCCACGAGAGAAGCUGAACAUCGUAACAUCCCAGCACCGGUUCGGAAAGGUGAAACCGGUGCUGGUCCGGCUGGUAAACAGAAGCAAGAGGUGAUUCGAGGAGCUGUUAUUGAAAACAAAGGAGAAGCAGCAUGUAGUAUUAGUAGCAGCAACAGAGUUAAUUACUACAUUGACAACAACAACAGUGAUGAAGAAGAUCCUGAAUUCCCUCCUGGUUUUGGUUAAACAUGUUAAUAUUAAUUGUAGACUUUUUCUGCUAAAUUUACAUGAUGUUCUUUGUGUAAGAUUAUAGCACGAAAAUCAGAUCUUAUAAUAGCAAAA